UUCACUGAAAAAGUAGAAUAUUAAGUAAUAGCUAAAUUUUAAAGUACAAAAAAUGAAAUUAUUACUUUUGAUUGCCUUAUUUGCUUGCUGCAAUGCUAAAUCGAUACCUAAAGGAUACUAUCACAGCGAUGUUAUUGUGACCAAUUGGCCCACAACUGUCAAAGAUGAGUUAAUAGAAAAUGACAAGAGCUUAAAACAGGGCCAAGGAACUGAAGAACCAGGGCUAAUGAGAAAGACCCUGCUAAAAUUCGGAGAGAUGGCUUCGAAAAUUGGCAACGCAAUGGGUGGUCAUGCCAGCAAAAUAACCGCUGCUCUUGACAAGAUCUGCGAAGUUGUUAAGACUGUCGUACCCCUUCUGGCUGCUGUAUGCCAUGUCGGUCAAUUUGGAUUUUGUGCAGCCACUGACGAAGCUCCCAUCAAACUCUCUGAAGCGAUGAAUGCCCAGACUCUUAAUUUGGAUGCUUUGGAUUAGGAAAUUGUUAGUCAUUUUUUCUGUUUUAUUAAUAUUAAGUGUAAUAAAAGUGUUUUAUUAUAUUUUAUAUUGUUUUUGGUCUGAAUAAAUUAUAUUAAGCAGGAA
Messenger RNA from Anthonomus grandis grandis, 577 nucleotides. RefSeq lists its product as uncharacterized. The transcript has 2 exons. Lineage: Eukaryota; Metazoa; Arthropoda; Insecta; Coleoptera; Curculionidae. Bases 53 to 472 code for a protein of 139 amino acids. The record is from RefSeq and is a predicted model, not a curated record.